AUGUCGGUCGAAAGGGAGCCGAAAAUCGAAAGUGACAGCGAGGCGAAACACAGCGUCGACCCGCAGGUCACUCGCCCAGAGUCGGUCGAUGUCGCCGAAAAUAGAGACUUGACAACGAAGCGCGGCCUAUCAUCAAGACAUGCGCAGUUCAUCGCGCUGGGAGGAUCCAUUGGAACCGGCCUCUUCGUCAGCUCCGGCGGCACCUUGGCCCGAGGCGGGCCGGCAUUCCUGGUCGGAAGCUACGUCGUCAUGUCCGCCCUGAUCUACAUGGUCCUUACCGCCGUCGUCGAGAUUUCGACAUACCUGCCUCUCCCGGGCGGCACGAUGAACUACUAUGGAAGUCGCUACGUCUCUCGAAGCUUGGGUUUCAUGAUGGGAUGGUUGUACUUCUACUCAUUCGCCAUCUUCGUUCCCUUCGAACUUACGGCGUCCGCACUCGUUAUCGAGUACUGGAACCCAAACGUAAACAAUGCGGUCUGGAUCACUAUCAUGCUUCUGCUGGUGGUCGGUCUGAACCUGCUACCGGUCAAGUUCUAUGGCGAAACCGAGUUCUGGUUCGCCAGCUUGAAAGUCAUCACGAUCGUCGGCCUCCUGAUCCUUUCGUUCAUCCUUUUCUGGGGCGGUGGACCCAGCCAUGACCGACUGGGCUUCCGCUACUGGCAACAUCCCGGCGCCACCAAGACUAUGAUUGUCGACGGUGAUGCGGGCAGGUUUGUGGCUGCGUUAUCCACAUUUCUCAGCAGCGUCCUGCCCUUCACCUUCUCUCCGGAGAUGAUCGUCGUUACGGCCGGGGAAGUCCAGUCACCCCGCCGCAACCUGCCUAAGAUCGCCCGCAACUUCUUCUGGCGUCUUGUUGUGUUUUACAUCGGCGGCACAAUUGCCAUCUCUGUCAUCUGCCCAUCCGAUGCCUCAGCUCUUACGAACGGCGGUUCGGGUGCUGCUUCAUCCCCUUGGGUCGUCGGCAUCAAGAAUGCCAGCAUCAAAGGUCUGGACAGCGUUAUCAACGCCGUUAUCGUUACCGCGGCCUGGUCCGCAGGAAACUCAUUCUUGUACCUGGCCAGCAGAUCCCUCUACUCAAUGGCCUGCGAAGGAAGCGCCCCGACCAUCUUCAGACGGUGCACGAAGCAGGGAGUUCCGAUCUACGCUGUCAUUGCCAGCUCUCUGUUCUCGCUCUUGGCAUACAUGAACGUCAACUCGUCGGCGGCAGACGUCUUCAACUGGUUUCUGAAUCUUGUUAACACGGGUGGUUUCAUCUCUUGGGUGUGCUGCGGGAUCAUUUAUCUGCGAUUCCGGGAGGCCUGCGAAACCCAGCAAGUGCCGAAGGAAAUACUCACCGCUCGCUCAUGGCUGCAGCCAGUAGGUGCAUGGAUCUCAUUGGUCGUAUUCGCUAUUCUCUGCUUGCUGAAUGGAUUCACGGUGUUCUUCCCGUCGAGAUGGUCGGUGGCAGACUUUCUUUCGGCGUACAUUGGCCUUCCACUUUUCGUGGUCAUCUAUUUUGUGCACCGCUUCCUGUACCGCGGAGAUACCUGGGCCAUCAAGUCCGAAGACGUCGACCUGCAGAGUGGGUUGGCCGAGUUGGAGGCGGAGGAGGACCUCGAGGUGCCUAGCGUGAGCUCGUGGCAAAAGUUCAAGAGUUCUGCAGGACGCCUCGUGGGAGGAAAGUAA
Messenger RNA from Colletotrichum chrysophilum, 1665 nucleotides. RefSeq lists its product as uncharacterized. The transcript has a single exon. Gene Ontology annotation, biological process: amino acid transmembrane transport. The record is from RefSeq and is a predicted model, not a curated record. Gene Ontology annotation, cellular component: membrane. Gene Ontology annotation, molecular function: amino acid transmembrane transporter activity. Bases 1 to 1665 code for a protein of 554 amino acids. Lineage: Eukaryota; Fungi; Ascomycota; Sordariomycetes; Glomerellales; Glomerellaceae.